GUAGUGUCUGUCAUCAUAUUUUUCUUCAGUUCCGUAUUUUCUCUUGUAUACUUUUGAUUUCUUUAUUUCUUCUACAACUACCGUUACCAUGGACGUGACACAGAUAGCCAACGGUGGAACAGUUCCUAUGCGAGACGCAGAUGCGAUCAAACUGUUCAUAGGGCAGGUCCCGAGAACGUGGGAUGCUAAAGAUCUCAGGCCCUAUUUCGAAAGCUAUGGACAAAUACACGAGCUCACGGUGUUACGAGACCGAAUAACUAAAAGUCAUAAAGGUUGUGCAUUUCUAACAUUUUGCUCCCGCGAAGCUGCUUUGAGCGCUCAAAAGGACUUACACGAGAAGAAAACUUUACCCGGGAUGCAAAAUGCAAUGCAAGUUAAACCAGCAGAAAGUGAAUCUAGAUCUGAGGAUCGUAAACUUUUUAUUGGUAUGAUAUCUAAAAAAGCCACAGAGGAUGACCUUCGAAUGAUGUUUUCUCCUUUUGGUACAAUAGAGGAACUGACAAUUUUAAGAGAUAGUGAUGGAAAGAGUAAAGGUUGUGCUUUCUUAAAGUUUCCAACCAGAAUGCAAGCUCAAAAUGCUAUUGCAGAGAUGCACAACAGUACUACUAUGGAGGGUUGUCCAUCACCAAUAGUUGUUAAGUUUGCUGACACAGAAAAAGAAAAACUUCAGAAGAAAAUGCAGCAGAUGGUUGCACUUCAUGGUAUGGGCAUGAACCUUGGGAUGGGAAUUGGAAUGGGACUUCCUUAUUUCCAGCAUGCAAAUUAUAAUGCAGCAUGUCAGCAGUUUCUUCAACAGCAGGCUGCCACCUUACCAUCAGGGACACUACCAACUGGCUUCAAUGUCAUUCCUGGUGUCACUGGACCAGGUGUGGCUCCUGGGACCAUGGGUGCCCUUGUAGCUGCCUCAGUCAUUGCUGCACAACAACAACAGCAUCAAGCAGUUCAACAGACAGCAACAUCACAAAAUAACAUAAUAGGAGGCACAGGAGGUUUAGUGAACAGUAAUGCUGUGUCUACAGGUGGUGCUACAAAUACCUCUUCAAUGAUAGGAGUACAAGGUGUUCCAGGAGUCACUGGCAUUGGUAUGAACAUGCCUGGAAUGGGUGUAGGAAAUCUUGGUACUAUGGGAGCUGCUGGUGCUCUCAGUAUGGCUGGAAUUCCUGGCCUUGGUAACAUGACUGGUGUCUCAAGUGUUGGUGGUAACAUUCAGACUGGAGAUGCACUCACUCAAGCAUACUCUGGAAUACAACAGUAUAAUGCACAAUUUCCUGGUGUUUAUGGUCAAACUAUAUUCCAACAGCAACAACUCCAAAGACAACCCCAAAAGGAAGGUCCUGAGGGAGCAAAUUUAUUUAUUUAUCACUUGCCUCAAGAGUUUACUGAUGCUGACCUCAUGCAGACAUUUAUGCCAUUUGGCAAUGUAUUAAGUGCUAAAGUGUUUAUAGAUAAAAGCACAAACCUAAGCAAAUGCUUUGGCUUUGUCAGUUAUGAUAACCCAGUCUCUGCUCAGAAUGCCAUUACAUCCAUGAAUGGUUUUCAGAUAGGGACAAAGAGACUCAAAGUUCAGCUUAAAAGACCAAAAGAUGCAAAUAGACCCUACUAACCCCUGAUCACGUGACUGUGUACGUUUGUUCUUCGUCUUGGCGGUGACCUUUGCGCAUGUGCUUUUUGUGUACCACAGUUGGUGACGUCACUUGUGACGUUUAUAUAUCGUCACUGUUGGUGUUGGGAUUCAGUAAUACGUCACUGUGAAGCAGUUAAACGUCGUUGUUGAAUACGUAAAAUCGGUGCAUGUUAGUUAAGCGGUUUUGUUAACUAGUUUCCAGUCCAGUUGUGGCGUUAUUUGUCAUGUGACUUUUCAUAUUUUGUCAGGCGAGCUCACUGUUUACUAUUUAUAGAGCGCGUUUCGUGUUAAUGGUUAAUGUUAUCGUCCAACUAUGGGCUCUAGUGUGUUAUCAGUGGUUGUGCAGGUUUUAUAAAAGCCUUGUAUUGUCAGUGAGGUAUAGAUGGCGUUUGUACGAGCCUGACUUUUAAAUAAUAAAAGAAAUUCACCUUUAGAA
Molecule: messenger RNA, 2060 nt
Organism: Pocillopora verrucosa
Lineage: Eukaryota; Metazoa; Cnidaria; Anthozoa; Scleractinia; Pocilloporidae
Source: RefSeq, a predicted model, not a curated record